Molecule: messenger RNA, 1020 nt
Organism: Etheostoma cragini (Arkansas darter)
Lineage: Eukaryota; Metazoa; Chordata; Actinopteri; Perciformes; Percidae
Product: putative protein TPRXL
Exons: 4
Coding region: 101-769 (222 amino acids)
Biological process (GO): immune response
Cellular component (GO): extracellular region
Molecular function (GO): chemokine activity
Source: RefSeq, a predicted model, not a curated record
UCGUCAGUUCAUCAAGCGCUCUGGAAAAGAAAGACCAACAGAGAUUACUUUAUUCAGUAUUUAUCCAUUUAAUCUCAUAUUUAUUGCUCAGAAUUUGAAGAUGGAAGCCUGUAGAAGCCUGUUGAAGAGCGCGCUGGUCGUCAUCGUCCUGGUGGCAAUGUUUCAGUCGGGAUCCGCAGCAGAGAAGCUGGCAACCUGCUGUACGAAAGUCACCAAACAGAAGAUAACAGAGCCAAUCUUAGGCUACUUGGUACAGCAAGCUGACCCCCCGUGUGUCCAGGCUGUCAUAUUUCAAACCAAAUCAGGUCUUUUCUGCAGUUAUCUGAGGGCUCCCUGGGUUUACCGCACAAUUGCUGCAUUUGAGAAAGCAAAAGCUCAGGCCGCCGCUUCGUCUGUGGCACCCUCCACUCCCGUCUCCCUCCUCUCCAUCAUCACAUCCACCGCCUCCCCUUCUACAUCCCCCACUCCUCCUUCCUCCUCAUCUCUCCCUCUUUCCUCCUCAACUUUUCCUGCUUCUUCCUCCUUUCACCUUCUAUCCUCGUCCUCUCUCCCUGCUUCUACCUCCUCCGCUCUACCUGCUUCCUCCUCAACUUUUCCUGCUUCUUCCUCCUUUCACCUUCUAUCCUCCUCCUCAGCUUUUCCUUCUUCUUCCUCCUCAACUUUUCCUGCUUCUUCCUCACCCUCUUCCCCCACCACGUCCGAGACGCCUGCUGGUGAAACCUUUUCGACGGCGGGUAGCAGCGUUUACGCUUCCAGCCUUGACGCCUGAAUGUGUCAAAACGUUCACAUUAAUGCCUCGACACUGAUGCAAACCAAUGUUUGAAAUAGCACUUGAAGAACAGAAUUAUGUUAAUUUAUUAUUAUGUUGAAUAUUUAGAUUCUUUCAAUGCCGUUAGGAGUGAAAUUAUUUAUUAGUUUAAUUUAAUUGACCAGCGCUGAUAGAAGUAUUCAUCUAUUUAUUACCAAGAGUAUUUAUCAAUAUUUACAAGUUACUAUGGACAAUGUCAUGAUUAUAGUAAC